UGCGGUGUUACGAAGAAAAACGUCCGCCCUGAAUUUCCGCCGGGUUCCAUUCACCGUACUGAAGUUCCUAGCCGUCACCAGCCAUCUAAUCUCAUUGUAAAGGAGUCCCAAUGAAGGUGAGGGAGGUGUCGCGUCACUCUCCGUUUACCUGAGACUCCGACACCCCUGUGUUGUUGACACACACAUUGACGCCCGCCCCGCAGCCGAGAGAGGACGAAAACCAGACUGUUACAAGGAUGAAGGGGCUCCUAGUGCUGUCUCUGCUCUUCUGCAUGUGCGCCAUGUACUUUGUGGGCAUUUACCUGUUCGUGGGUGGGUUCCUGCUGGUGAGGCUGGAGGUGAACCGGACCAGCACCUGCGGAGACGUGCUGCAGCCCGGAGAGGAGCCAGUGGACUUCUGCCGCGUCCAACCGCGUUUUCGCCGGGCGGUCCUCCUCAUCAUUGACGCCCUGAAGAUCGACUUCGCCCGGUUUGACCCCAGCAACACGUCACCCCGACCUUAUGAGAACAAGCUGCCUGUGCUGGAGGAGACAGCCUCAUCCAGGCCUUCUCACAGCCGCCUGUACCCCUUCCGUGCUGACCCACCUACUACCACCAUGCAGAGGAUCAAGGGUUUCACCACUGGAUCCUUGCCCACGUUUGUGGAUGUAGGUAAUAACUUUGCAUCCAGUGCCAUCUUGGAGGACAAUCUCAUCCACCAGUUUGGACAAGUAGGCAAACGGGUAGUGUUCAUGGGCGAUGACACUUGGGAGAGUCUGUUUCCUAAAAAGUUCCACCGUUCUCUGCCUUUCCCCUCUUUCAAUGUCAAGGAUCUGCACACAGUGGACAAUGGCAUCCUCCAGCACCUCUACACCACCAUGGUAGGUGAUGAUUGGGAUGUCCUGGUUGCUCAUUUCCUUGGAGUGGAUCACUGUGGUCACAGGUUUGGUCCCGACCACCCGGCCAUGGCUGACAAGCUCACCCAGAUGGAUGGAGUCAUCAGGUCUGUGAUUGACCGUCUGCAGAACGACACCCUCUUGGUGGUGAUGGGAGAUCAUGGGAUGACGGACACUGGAGAUCAUGGUGGAGAAAGUCAGAAGGAGACCGAUGCUGCUAUCUUCCUCUAUAGUCCUGCCCCUCUGUUUCCUGGACCCCCAUCACAGAGUGAACCAGAUGUGGUGCCCCAGACUGACCUGGUUCCGACCCUGGCUCUGCUGCUGGGAGUUCCAAUCCCGUACAGCAGUGUGGGGCAGGUUCUCUUGCCCUUAUUCCCUCCUCUUGGGCAGACAAAAGGUGCAGUUGGGGAACUCAGCCAGCUGGAGGCACUGUGGAUCAACGCAAAACAGGUAAACCGUUUCCUGGAGACUUACUCUGGCAUGGCCAAAGAUAUCCCACCAGAGAGCCUCUCUCAGCUGAAGGAUGAAUUUGCCCACCUCUCCUCUGAGUACCUCACCACAGUUAGAGAUGGUCGGCCACCCUCCCCAGAGCUGGCUGUCUCAUUGCAGGCCUACCUCAGCUCUGUCAGAGACACCUGCAGAGCGACCUGGGCUCGUUUCAACCCGUUUAAGAUGGCGGCAGGUUUAGCCAUCCUGGCGUUUGCCUGCUUAAUGUGUUUAAUUCUGUCUGAGCUGUCCCUUGUGUUGAUCAGGGAGAACAGUCCCGGGCUGAAGGCCCCUGUUGUCGUGGCACUAACAGCGGGGCUGUGCGUUGCUGCGGGUCAGCUGCUCACACAGGGCUAUAUCGAGGUAGCGUGGUGCCUAGCAGCUGCUGCACUCAGCUCCGAACUUCUCCUCCUCUGGACUGCUUGUCGAUCCAGAACCACUGCUGUGGCAAAGAAUGGAUUUAAAGCUGCUAAGUGUACUAGCUGGCUGACUCUACGUCGUCUCCUCAUUCCCUCUCUCAUGGUACUACUCAUUCGCUGUGCCUGCCUGCUCUCAGAUAGCUAUGUGAUCGCUGAAGGCCGGGUAGUGACCUUUCUCAUGUUUUCUCUGGCUCUCUAUAUUCCCAUCCAUCUCAACUGGGAUGGCCUACUUCUACCCCCAAGCCAUGACCCUCUGAAGUCUGCUGGGCUUCUGCCUUCUCCAGCCUUGUCUCCGUCGACUGUGAGGAAAGAAAGCAGCACCCUCCUAACCUGUUUAGGACUCCUCAUUGGCAGCCUCUACCUCUCCCUGUCCUUUCACGGCUGCAGAGAAGAGCAGGGCUCCUGCCAGCCAUCGCCAUUCCUUUCUCCUCUUUCCCGCUUGCAGGACAGCCAGCUGAAGAACCUCCACUACAUCCUCUCUGUCUCCUCCCUGGGCUUAUGGACAUAUUUGCUGAAACGCUGCCUCCGCCACUAUGGUAACCUCAACUCCUCAGGUGGGACGGUGUUCACGGCCCGCUGGAUCUUACCACUGCUGGCUGUGUGCCUGGGGCUCCACUGGGCUGUUAGUGCCACUCCAGAGGACAGCUUCAGGAAUCUGGCUGAGCUGAUCAGCCUGGCCCAGCUGGCCCUCCCCAGGGCCGCCUUCUGUCUCUUGGGGCUUGGGCUGUUUCUGAUCUGGCUUGACCCUCUCACUGUGUUUGUGAAGACCAGGGCUGCAGCUUCAGCCAGAGGUUCUUCACUACCCCCGCCCCGCUACCGGGCCAGCACGGGCAUCAGCCCCCAAGCCGAGCUACAUCACCUCAUCCCCCAGAUCUACCAGCGCAUGCGUCGUUCCCUGGAUGACGGAGAGCUGAGUGGGAGCAGCGACGUGGACAGCAGGCCUGCUGUGGAGGCCUACGGACUGGGAACUGUGUACUCUGCUCCUCUGCUGCUGUUCUGUGGCCUCCUGGGAAUUGGUUUGUUGCUGCUGCACCCAGAGGGCAUGGCUCUGUCUUUCCUCCUGCUGCUACUAGAAAUGGGAGCUCUGAUGCACAUUCACGCCUCCUCCACUACCCUCAGUGGCCUACAUGGAACAUAUUCUGGUGGCUUUAAUGUGCCCUGGACUCCAAUAGUGCUGUGGUCCCUGGCUGCCACCCAGUUCUUCCAUGCCACAGGUCACCUCCCCACCUUUCCCUCCAUCCAGUGGGGUGCUGCCUUUGUGGGGUUCCCUGAAGGACACACAGGCACCGUACUGCCCGCCUCCCUGGUUACCCUCAAUACCUUUGCCUCACACAUCCUGUUUGCAGUGGGUUGUCCAUUGCUACUGUUCUGGCCCCUGGUGUGCGAGGUGCGUGGGAGCAGAGGAGGAAGAGCUUGCGGGGAAGAAGGAGAGGAUGCUGUGAUGGAAAUGAGACUGAGAGAGAACCCCCAGCAUUUCAGCGCUGCUCUCCUACAACUCUCAACGCGCUACCUCUUUAUCCACGGAGCACAGGUCUUUGCUUCAGUCUGUGCAGCUGCUAUCCUCAGGAGACACCUAAUGGUGUGGAAGGUUUUCGCACCCAAAUUAAUGUUUGAGGCCUCAGGGUUCCUGGUGAGUAGCGUGUCUCUGCUGAUUGGGGUCACAUUAGUGUUAAGAGUCGACGUAGCUGUGGGCCGCUGGUUUAAGAGAAUCAUCCCUGAUGCGUCCAGGUAGCGACGGCGCUGGUGCCUGCUGCUUUAUCACGGAAGCCCACUAGAGCUCACUGUGCCACAGAGACAACCUGGACCUGGUGGUCACUGUAAAGGUUUUAUACGGAAACACUGCCAUCAGUGUCUAACAUGAAGAUCCCCACAAACAUGUCAUGUGAGGCUGCCUCUUACUGUAACUCUUUCGAGGGCUAUGUUGUGCAUUACUGACACUGAGGCCUGCCUCCUUUUCAGCCAGAGGGACUUUCUGACAUCAAAUGACAGAACGACAGCAUGUGAACUUUUUUAUACACUGUUUUUUGGUUAAAGCUUAUAAACCACCUCACAAAGGUGAUGGGAGGUUAAAGACCUUUGAGGUCCAGAGCUGUAUGUGAUUAGGGAGAGAACGGAAGUUUCUGAAUGUUUCUCUAAAACUCCUGUUUUCUAACUUAUGGAUGAAACCUUCCAAACUCCCCAAGCCAGACUGUCUUGCAAGUGAUUCAUAGUGCAGCAGGUAAAAAGCUUCACUAAAUACAUACAGUUUACACUGGCUACAAGUCUGUCACAGCUGGAUAAUAACCUCAGCAUUUAAACAAAAUUGGCCUUUAAUAUCUGGGGUUACUUAUGUGUGACAGAGUGGCCAAACUGACAGUUUAAUGUGAUGGAAAAGUAGCUGUGGAAGGAAGAAACUGACUAUUAAAUUUACACUUGAGCCAUUUAGCUGACUGUUUUCCACAGCGAUGUACAACUAACGAGCAGGUAAAGGUUCAGCAUCUUACUGCAGAAACUGAACCAUGAAGGUCUAGGAGCUACUUUAUUAUCAAGCCGCGAGCAGGUCAACUCCAUUUGGUGAAAUCCAUCCAAGUGCAUUACAGCAUGUCAUUUAAGUGUCUGCUGGAGGAACCUUUCCUUUUUUAUGUUUUGUAUUUUCAAGGUGUAGAAAUACACAGUGCAUCUGAUUACUGCCAAUUCAUACAGUAUUACUGUGCUGUUAUUGUAAUUUUUUUACACGGUUUCUGGUUCUUAAUCUGCCAUGGUCUUUAUUUUUUCUGAUUCCUAACUAAUGCCUAUUUAUAAUUAAGGUUUUUUUAAUCACUGAUGAUACAUUUUCUAAUCUCAAAAGAAGCUUGUCUUAAUUGGGCCUCAUACACCUUGUCCCCGGAAUAGGUGCCUAGCUUUAACAAAUGCCUUUUUUUGUGUACGAUGUCAUUAAUUUGGCAGGGUCAUUCAAUCCAAGACAUCCAGAAAGACUGUCAGUUAAUUUAUUUCUGCAGAAUGUCUGAGUCAGUGUCCGGUGUAAGAUCUGUUACUGCUCUGCAGCUGUAGUCAGCAGCUAAAGCUCAUUAGCUAAUGUAUGAUAUCGAAGGGAUGUUGAGCUCAGGUUGAAUUAGCUAUAAUGCAAUAGCACUGCAUUCCUCAGGCUGUUAUGAAGGAGCGAUUGGUCAUUUAGAGUGGUUGCUGUAGUGACGUCAGCCCAACUGAUGGUUUGGCAUGGUUGUGUGAUGACAGGGCACAUUUUUUUCUGUUUUUAAAAUGUUUAAUAUAUAAAUAACUGAUUAAUUAAAAUGAUUUUACAUUCUGUGAAAAAUGUAAUAAAACUUUUGUACAUCA
Lates calcarifer (barramundi perch) is the source of this 5095-nucleotide messenger RNA. It is a transcript of the gene pigo, whose product is annotated as phosphatidylinositol glycan anchor biosynthesis, class O. Gene Ontology annotation, cellular component: endoplasmic reticulum membrane. NCBI's taxonomy places the organism in Eukaryota, Metazoa, Chordata, Actinopteri, Centropomidae. The record is from RefSeq and is a predicted model, not a curated record. Gene Ontology annotation, biological process: GPI anchor biosynthetic process. Gene Ontology annotation, molecular function: mannose-ethanolamine phosphotransferase activity.